This is a messenger RNA of Aureobasidium pullulans EXF-150, 1240 nucleotides long. RefSeq names its product mandelate racemase/muconate lactonizing enzyme family protein. NCBI's taxonomy places the organism in Eukaryota, Fungi, Ascomycota, Dothideomycetes, Dothideales, Saccotheciaceae. Gene Ontology annotation, biological process: D-galactonate catabolic process; amino acid catabolic process. Bases 75 to 1226 code for a protein of 383 amino acids. The record is from RefSeq and is a predicted model, not a curated record. Gene Ontology annotation, molecular function: galactonate dehydratase activity. The transcript is spliced from 9 exons.
GGUGUUUUGAACUGGUGUCGUCAAACAUAUCCUGAACAUUCGCGUGACUCCCAAUCGAAGCGAAUUUUUCCGACAUGGCACCGAUCAAGCUCAUCGAAUACUUCAGGGUAAAGCCGCGCUGGCUUUUCGUGAAGAUCACCGAUGAAGAUGGCCAAGUUGGCUGGGGAGAAGGCACUCUGGAAGGCCAUACUUUGGCAGUGGAGGGAGCUCUGGAUGAGAUUAUCGUUCGCUUGAUCGGACAGGACGCAAAUCGCAUAGAGCAUAUUUGGCAGCUGAUCUGGCGUCUCGGCUUCUACCGAGGAGGACCUGUUUUCAUGUCUGCUCUGUCUGGCAUUGACAUUGCUUUGUGGGAUUUGAAAGCACGGCGCCUGAACGUUCCAAUAUAUGAAUUGCUGGGAGGUAAGGUCCGAGAAAAGUGUCAAGUAUAUUGCUGGAUCGGCGGCGAUAGACCUGCUGAUAUCGAGAAUGCUGCCAAAGCAAGGAAAGAGCAGGGUCUCACUUGCGUAAAGAUGAACGCCACCGAGGACAUUGGCUGGCUCGACGAUGCAGCUGUGUUGGACGCAACAGUCGAGCGCCUAAAGAUAGUAAAGAACCUCGGCCUCAAUGCUGGUCUGGACUUCCAUGGUCGUCUUCAUCGCCCAAUGGCCAAGCAGCUGGCGAAAGCCUUGGAGCCAUACCGGCCUCUCUUCAUAGAGGAGCCAAUUUUAGUGGAACAUCCUGAAGCACUGAAGCAGCUGGCCGCGCAGACAAGCAUUCCGAUUGCCCUUGGCGAGCGUCUGUAUCAUCGCUGGGAUGCAAAGCCAUUUUUCGAAGCAGGGUUGAUCGACAUCCUACAGCCUGAUAUUGCUCAUGCUGGUGGCAUCUCGGAGACGAAACGCCUAGCUAAUAUGGCAGAAGCGUACGACGUCGCGAUUGCUCCGCAUUGUCCCCUCGGUCCAAUUGCCUUUGCCGCGUCACUGCACAUUGGAAUCUCCACGCCCAAUUUCGUCAUCCUAGAGAUGUCUCAAAAAAUGCAUUAUAAUACCGAGGCGGGUGAUGUAGAUCUCGAUACCUACUUGAAGGAUCAAUCAGUCUUCGCCAUCACCGGUGGUCAUGUUGCAGCUCCUACGGGACCAGGACUGGGCAUUGAGGUGGAUGAGGAGAUGAUCCGCAAGAUAUCGGCAGAGACCCAGCCAUGGCCUCCGAAGGAGUUCUUCGGUCCGGACGGCUCGAUUAGAGAGUGGUAAAAGUAAGUCCGGCU